CUCGGUGGUGGAUUGAGCCGGUCUGAAGGCGCUUCCCAGAGGGCUGCGCGUCCUCCGCUGCCCGGCGCUGUCAUGGCGGGCUUGCUGAAGAAGACUACUGGCCUCGUGGGGUUGGCUGUGUGUGAGAGUCCGCACGAGAGGCUGAGAAUAUUAUAUACAAAAAUUCUUGAUGUUCUUGAGCAAAUCCCUAAAAAUGCAGCAUAUAGAAAAUAUACAGAACAGAUUACAAAUGAAAAGCUGGAUAUGGUUAAAGCGGAACCAGAUGUUAAAAAAUUAGAAGACCAGCUUCAGGGUGGCCAAAUAGAAGAGGUGAUUCUUCAGGCUGAAAAUGAACUAAGUCUGGCGAGAAAAAUGAUACAGUGGAAACCAUGGGAGCCUUUAGUGGAAGAGCCUCCUGCCAACCAAUGGAAAUGGCCAAUAUAAUCAUCAAAUGUGUUGAAGGGAAACUGAUGUAAUUAAAUGUUCUCUUAUAUCAAAAAUGUUUCCAUAUUAUUACAUCUUAUAUUCCAGAAAACUGAUGACGCAGAUCAUAUUUAGGAGACUUGUUAAAACUGAUAAUUACUGUAAUAGGGACUUGUGAAUUUGUUUUUAUUGAAGUAUUCAUUCAAAUUAUUUCAAAGAUGAGAUUUUCUAAUACAGAGGUUCUAGGAAGAUUUGAAAGUUAAUUGGAAAAGUUCCUAUAUGUUUCAGUGCACAGGCCAUAUAUUUGAUAGGUGAAAUAUUUUUAGUAGUAUCUUCAACACAUUUAAUUUUUUAUUCUGAAGAAACUGGAAAGGAACUUAUUGCUUAAACAAUUGUAUAGGUCACUGAAGUGAAAUAAAAACCAUUAAGUUAGAAUUCACUGUACAGUUGAGGGAAUUGAUUUUGUAUUUGAAAGAAAGAUUUCUUAUUUACUGUGGUAGUUGGAAAACUUUUUUGGGUCUCAUUUAAGGAAGUUAGGUUUCUGGUCCUUAAUCAAACUACAUUGGGAUAGGGAAUUUCUGUAAAAGAAGAGAUUAAGAGUUUCUAAAGUUUAUCUGGCAUAUGGAUAGGCUUAUAUUCAAAACACCUUAGUUGUAUGGUUAUAACUUCCAAGUGGAAUCACUAAGUAGUUUUUACUAGGUUUCCAAUAUGAGUGUAGCUGGGUCUCAAACAGAAGAUAAGGCUGUUCAAGGAAAGAAGCAAUUGACAAGUUUAAGGUUAAACAAAAAUAAAAUUACUUUUCAGGCAUUCCUCACCUUUUUAGCCCCAUAUCAUUUCUAAAAACUUAGUUAAAUUUGGUAUUUCUUAACCUUCAAAGAUAGUACUUUUGGGUGUUUGUGUAUGUGCAUGUGCAUUUUGCUAUGCUAAGUGGAGGCAACUUGACCUUUCAGAGUGGCCUAUUUCCUUCUCUGUAAAAGAAGUAGAAUUUGUGAUUUAUAAUUUCCGUCUCACUUCCAGACAUUUGCUUUAAUAUAUGAUAUAUUUGUUGAGAUCAAAAUAUAUGAUUGAUCCUAAGGCAUGCUUGCAUAGAUGCUUUCAGGAUAAUUUUUAACCAACCAAAAAACCAGAAAGGUGGCUUGAUAUGCCUUUGUCAUAUUUUCAGCCCCGCUUCUCCCAUGAUUCUUGGACAUCUUAUAUAUUUCACCAACAGAGCCAAUAAAAGGGGACCUUAUUGAUGUUUGCAUUAGAACUGUUGGUAGUAGUAUAGUAGUAGUUAUAGUAAUAAUGUAACAACAAUAGCUAAUAUUUAUUAAGGUUUGCCAGGCACUAAGUACUUGACUGAUUUCACUUAUUAAAUCUGCACUACAACUAAGAGUGAGAUCCUGAAAAUUAUCUCCAUUUUACAGAUAAGGAAACCAGAAUCUAAUGUGAGUAGUGCUCCCCUGCAAUUGCGCAAUAUGGGAAUCCUGGAGAAUUUGAGGCAAAGUGAUGGAGUAAUAACAUACCCAAGGUCACAUAAGUAGUAAGAUAGGGAGCUACAUUUUGAACCUAGACAGUCUUGCUCCAGAACUCAUGCUUGUAAUCAUUUUAUUAUUCCUUAUGAAUACUUGAGAUGUUACUCCUGUCUGUACUAUAUGGGCUGUACCAAAAGAACCUAGAUCCUGCUUUCUUGAGUUUUUCUGUCAGAGUACAUGUAAAGAAUUAAAUAUGAAUAGAAGUA
Molecule: messenger RNA, 2122 nt
Organism: Miniopterus natalensis
Lineage: Eukaryota; Metazoa; Chordata; Mammalia; Chiroptera; Miniopteridae
Source: RefSeq, a predicted model, not a curated record